AAUCAAAGAGUCUCUCUCUCUAUCCCUUUUCUCAGUCGAUCUCGAAGAUUUCACCGACUAAUCGGAGUUUCAAUCGGAGAUUAGAUCCGGGAGAUCACCGACGAAUCCUUUCUAGAUUUUGGAUCGUUCUGUGUCCACUCUACUCUAUUUGAUCCUCUUCCUCUUCUGUUAAAUCUUAACUUGGAUUUUGCAGUUGAUCCUCUCGCGAGAGAAGCUUGCAGAUCCAUCCAUCUCUUUCUGUGAUUUUUGUGGGGUUUUAGGGUUAGGGUUUUAAUUUCGGUUCCGGUUUUCAAUUGGUUGAUGGCUUCGACUCCUGAUUUCUUGUUGGAGGAUCAAACGGACGAGGAUUUCUUCGAUAAACUUGUUGAUGAUUCCUAUACUCCCACCGCCAUUCACGCUUCAUCCUCUGCUAAGGAGCUGAAAUUCGACGACGCUAGUGACUCUGAUGAUGCCAAAGCUUUUGCCAAUCUCUCUGUUGCUGACGAUUUUUUGGCUGGUGGAGAUGUCGCAUUGAACGAAGCAGUUGUGGGGAACCAUGUUGCAAACGAGGGUACGAGUGGUUCCGUGGCAGAAGACGAGCCUUCAUCUAUUGCCGCGGAAGCUGUUCCAUUUGUCAACAGUGAUGCAAAUAAGUUAAAGGAGGAUCAUGUGGUGAGAUCGGAGGUUGAUGAUUUCCCACUACCUGAUACAGCAAAAGAAAGCAAGGUAGUCGAUGGAUCUGGGAGUCCUGGGGUUAAGGAGGUUGAUUGGGGCUCGUUUUAUGCGGAUUCAUCUGCCAAUGAUGGUCGUGGGUUUGGUUCAUACUCUGAUUUCUUCACUGAGUUGGAUGGAGCUGCAGGAAAUGUACAGGGAAAGGAGGAGGUAGCUGUGCCCACUGGGGGAAAUUUAGUAUCUAAUGAUACAAAGAACACAAGUGUUGGUUUAGAUCAUUCGGCAGGGUUUGAGCAACACCAGGGUCAAGUGCACCUCGGUUCUGCAAGCGGGCAGUAUGUAGAUAACACUCAAUCUUGGGAAAAUCUAUAUCCUGGAUGGAAAUAUGAUGCAAGUACUGGCCAAUGGUAUCAAGUUGAUGGUCAUGAUGCAAGCGCCAAUUCACAGGAGAGUUAUAUAAACUCAACAAGUAACUGGGAAAACGUUGCUACUGAUAACUCGGAUGUUGCCUAUCUGAAACAGAGUACAGCAUCUACAGUGGCUGGCACCACUGACAGUGUGUCUACUUGGAAUCAGGUUUCACAAGUGGACAAUGGAUAUCCAGAACACAUGGUAUUUGACGCGCAGUAUCCUGGAUGGUACUAUGACACAAUUGCUCAAGAAUGGCGGUCUCUGGACAGCUACAACCAGGCUUCUCAAACAUCUGUAACAGGUCAAGCUCAUGAUCAGCAUGUUCAGAAUGGUCAUGCUCUUACAGCUAUGUAUCAAAGUAAUAGCGAGAGUAAUAUGUAUAAUGUUGACGAUAAAAACCAGACUUUCAAAGUGCAAGAUUUUGCUAUUCAGAGCCAACACGGAAGUUGGGACCAAUCUUACUAUGCCAACAAUCAGCAGGCAACAAACACUUGGCAAUCAGUAAAUGCAGGUGAACCUAAGUCGGCUGGAACUUCUGAUUCAUUAUCAAGCUUAGGAGGAAACCAGCAUGUAGAUAAUUUGUACAGUUCAGAACCUGUGGCAGAACUUAGGCAAAAUGCGGUUGGAGCUCAGAGCUUCAUCCCUCAGCAUAUGAAUGUGGCUAGUGUCACGCAGAAUGGACCGUUGAGUUUCUCAAACCAUUCCUAUAGUAGACAGCAAUCUGUAGAUGCUGCUCAACAGUCAUUUCAGACCAAUCAGCUUUUCUCCCCAAGUGCAGGAAGAUCAUCUGAUGGGCGUCCACCACAUGCAAUUGUUAAUUUUGGGUUUGGUGGGAAGCUCAUUGUAAUGAAGGAUAAUAAUGGUCCUCUGCAGAAUUCAUCAUUUGGGAGUCAGGGAACUGGGGGAAGCGCCGUAUCUGUCUUAAACUUGGCAGAAGUUAUUUCUGGGAGUGCCUCUUAUUCAAGUCCUGGGGAAGAUUCUUUGAGCUACUUCCGUAGUCUGCAUCAACAAUCUCUUCCAGGUCCUUUGGUAGGAGGACAUGUUGGAAGUAAAGAGUUGCAUAAGUGGAUUGAUGAGAGACUAUUAAAUUGUGAAUCUUCCAACAUGAAUUUUUCAAGAGGGAAACUCUUAAAGAUGCUUCUUUCUGUGCUCAGAAUAUCUUGUCAGUAUUAUGGGAAACUCCGAUCUCCUUUUGGCACUGAUGCAUCACAAAAGGAGACAGAUACUGCAGAAGCAGCAGUCGCCAAAAUUUUUGCAUUUGCCAAGAAAGAUGGCAUCCAAAAUGGUGGUUAUACUCCUUAUAGCCAAUGCUUGCAGCAUUUACCACCUGAAUCACAAAUGCAAGUAACUGCUUCAGAAGUUCAGAAUCUUCUAGCUUCUGGUAGAAAAAUGGAGGCUCUACAAUGUGCACAAGAAGGCCAUUUAUGGGGACCAGCACUUGUUAUCGCAGCACAACUUGGGGAUCAGUUCUAUGUAGACACCGUGAAACAAAUGGCUCUUCGCCAUCUGAUACCAGGGUCACCUUUACGAACAUUGUGCUUGCUGCUUGCAGGACGACCAGAAGAAGUGUUUUCCACUGGAAGUACAGGCGAUGUCCAUUUUCCUGGCUCUGUAAAUGUGCCUCAACAACAACCACAGAUUGGAAGUAGUAGCAUGCAGUGCAUGCUUGACAAUUGGGAAGAGAAUUUGGGUAUAAUAACUGCUAACAGAACCGUAGAUGAUGAGCUUGUGAUUACUAACCUUGGAGAUAACAUAUGGAAAGAACGGGGAGAGAUAAUUGCGGCACAUAUUUGCUAUUUAAUCGCGGAUAUGGGAUUUGAUUAUUACUCAGAAAGCGCCAGACUCUGCCUUGUUGGGGCGGACCAUUGGAAAUGUCCUCGAACAUAUGCAAGUCCCGAGGCUAUACAGAGAACAGAGUUAUAUGAAUACUCUAAGACGCUGGGAAACUCUCAGUAUACCCUGUUGCCGUUUCAACCAUAUAAAAUCAUAUAUGCCCAUAUGCUGGCUGAAGUUGGUAAACUUACAGCUGCACAAAAGUACUGUCAAGCUGUUUUAAAAUGCCUCAAGACUGGUCGAUCAUCUGAAGUAGAAAUGUUGAAACAGUUUGUUUCAUCACUUGAAGAGAGAAUCCGUAUCCAUCAACAGGGCGGGUUUACUGCGAAUUUGGCCCCAGCAAAACUUGUUGGAAAAUUUCUCAACUUUAUUGAUAGUGCGACACAUCGUGUUGUUGGGGGCAUGCCACCACCUGCACCACAUUCAACAACUGGAAACCUACAGAUAAAUGAGUAUCAACAUCAACCGCAGGAAGCGGCUAAGUUACCAUAUAGUCAAUCGGCUAAUACAAUGUCAUCAUUGAUACCACCUGCUUCAAUUGAACCCGUACAUGAGUGGGGUGGGAACGGGAGGACAAUGGCUGCACAUUCUAGAAGUGUAUCAGAGCCAGAUUUUGGUAGGACGCCAGUACAGGAUCAGGCUGACUCCGCAAAAAAAAAAGCUGCUGAUGGGGUGACACAGGUGAAAUCAACUCGAAGUGUCUCAAGUUCUCGGUUUAGCCGCUUUGGUAUUGGCAUACUGAAGAACACUGUAGGGAGGGUCUUACCAUCUCGGUCAUCUAAUGAGGCCAAACUGGGUGAAGAGAAUCAAUUCUACUAUGAUGAUAAUCUAAAGAGAUGGGUGGAAAGAGGUGUGGAACCUCCAGCUGAGGAAGCUGCAUUACCUCCUCCUCCAACGUUAGGCGCAUUCCGAAGCAACUCAUUGGGUAAUGAAAACAAAUCUGACAUGGAAAACGAGAUGUCUCCGUCUAGUGGGAGCUGGAGUAGUGGCAGCCCAACUCCGUCAGAAAAUUCUCCAGGAAUCCCACCAGUCUCACAGAGCUCAAACCAAUUUUCAGCUCGUGGGCGUAUGGGUGUGCGUGCAAGAUACGUUGACACCUACAACCAGGGCCGUGGAAACUCGUCGAGCAUGUAUCAGUCACCUCCUGUACAAUCUGCUAAACCGCCAAUUCCUGCAAAAGGAAAAUUCUUUGUCCCAGCAGCACCUGCGUCGUUUGCAAACAACGACCAGGUAAUGGAAUCGGUUAGUGCUGAAAGCAGGCAGGAGAACUCAGGAGAUGAAGCAGUAGUAGGCUCUGAAGGCGCUCCCCCAACAAGCCAGUCGUCAUUCCAGUCCCCGACACCAUCUCCAAUGACAAUGCAGAGAUUUCCAAGUCUAGACAACAUAAAAAGAAGUGGAUCAGGAAUAAGCCUCAACGGCGAUCUUCCUGCUGCAGGUUCAAGAAGAACAGCUUCAUGGAGCGGAAGCGUCAACAGCUCGUUUAUGUCUCCAACGAGUGCAUCAACAUUCAAACCAAGCCCACUCAAUAGUAGCAGUAGCAGCUUAGGAGAAGAGCUUCAGGAAGUGGAACUGUAAGUUGAAAAAUAUGUAAUAUCACAGAAAAAAGUUUUGCUCACUGACACUGUCACAGGUAGAUGAUCGAUCGAUCAAUCAAUCAAAUGUUAAUCCAUGAGUUACCCAAAAUAUAUGAAACACUUACUCUGCUUCUGUCAAUCAAUGAUAGGAGGCAAUAUGUAUUAUGCAGUUUGUAUUAUUAUUUUUUUUUUUUUUCUAAAUAUAAAAUUCAUUAAUUUUUCUUUGUUAACAGACUUCAGGAGUUGCACAAUAAUAUUCGUUCAUGAA
Molecule: messenger RNA, 4737 nt
Organism: Capsella rubella
Lineage: Eukaryota; Viridiplantae; Streptophyta; Magnoliopsida; Brassicales; Brassicaceae
Product: protein transport protein SEC16A homolog
Exons: 13
Coding region: 301-4470 (1389 amino acids)
Biological process (GO): autophagy; COPII vesicle coat assembly; Golgi organization
Cellular component (GO): endoplasmic reticulum exit site; ER to Golgi transport vesicle membrane
Source: RefSeq, a predicted model, not a curated record